GACCUCAGUGCCAUGUUGCAGCACCUCUGGUGCCGAUAUAAAUAGCACCAGGAAGCUCACCGACGAGUUUAUUAGAAAAAAAAGAUAAAUGUACGUGUGCCCGGAGACUAUCGAGUCUUAUUAACAGAACGCACCGAGCACACCAGAAGAAUUGAUCAAAAAGAGUGAGGCGUGGUGGACAAAAGAAAGUUAUUCUUCAAAAGAGAGAUGCAGUGUGGCUCCACAUUCCCAAAGCACAUUCAGCUGAAAGUCCACUGACAAAGGACAGUUCUAACACGCCUGGUGAUGGCUCACCAAGGGCCACUCCUCGCCAUCAUCACGACACUGCUCGGCGCCACCUUUGGCGGUCUUCUCGUGUGGCGAGCGCUCAGCGCCAAAAAGAAGCGGCCGCCCUCCACCCAGAGGGAAACGCCGCUUCCCGUCGCCUCACAAUCCGCCCGGCGCCCGCCGCAUGAGGAGAUUGAGACGGCAGAGCCGGGGAAGACCUGCACUGCCCCUCCGGUGUGCAUUCCGUCCUCUGAGAAGCUGCUGGCGGUGAUGCCGGUGACCGUGAGCUCCGCCGAGGAAUGGCGGCAGCUGUGGCCGCCCAUGCGGGAGGACCUGGUGGCCGUCCCGGUACUGGGACUCGACUGCGAAUGGGUGUCGGUGAACGGCCGCUCCCAGGUGGUCUCCUUGCUCCAGCUGGCGUCUUAUUCGGGGCGCUGCCUGCUGGUCCGGCUUUUGGCGUUCAACGGUGCGCAGCUUCCGCCGGACCUGGCGGAGGUCCUGCGCGACCCGCGCGUGCUGAAGGCGGGCGUCGGUUGCCACGACGACGGCAAGCGCCUGACUCGGGACUUCGGGCUGUCGCUGACCUGCACGGUGGACCUGCGCCACCUCGCCCUGAGACACAAACAAUUGCCGGUGAGUAACGGACUUGGCCUGAAAUCGCUGGCAGCCGACAUGUUGAACAUUUCGCUGGACAAGUCGCUGGAACUGCGUUGUAGCGACUGGGAGGCGGACAAACUGACGCAGGAACAGAUGACGUAUGCCGGCAGGGAUGCCCAAGUGUCUGUCGCCCUCUUCUUCCACCUGCUCGGCCUGCGCCCAGAAGCCCACCCGGCUUCAGCCAACGGGCUUUCCUACGCCGCGUUGGCCGCCCGCUGUCAGGGUUUGCUGGACGUGCCCUUCAGGGGCCGAGGAGGCGCCGAAGAAACGGAUGAGCAGGACGGCGGCAGCACGGCGCGGACGAGACGAAUGCGCGUGCACCUGAAGGGCACCUCCUCGAGCCCCGAGAGCCCCGCGUCUGGAGAUCAGAGAGUCCCAGACCCCAGGAAGAACAACAAAAGGAAGCCGCUGGGCGUGGGCUACUCUGCGAGGAAGUCUCCGCUUUACGACAACUGCUACCUGCACGCCCCCGACGGGCAACCGCUUUGCACGUGCGACAAGAAGAAAGCCAAAUGGUACCUGGACAGAGGAAUAGGAGAGCUCCAGAGUGAGGAUCCGUUUGUGGUGAGGCUUCUGUUUGAGCCGUCGGGACGUCCGGACUCCAAUCAGGACUACUACCUCACGCCCAAGGAGAACCUCUGCGUGGUCUGCGGGAGGUCAGACUCCUACAUCAGGAAAAACAUCGUCCCCCACGAGUACCGGCGGCACUUCCCCAACGAGAUGAAGGAUCACAACUCCCACGACAUCCUGCUGCUGUGCACCAGCUGCCACGCCGCCUCCAACGUCCACGACGCCUCCCUCAAGCAGCAGCUGGCUGACGACUUUGCCGCCCCGCAGGGCUGCGAAGAAGGCGUGCGGACCAUGGAGGACCUGGACCGGCGCCGCGUGCGCUCGGCGGCCCGCGCCCUCCUCACCGCCGGCGAGGGGCUGCCCGAGUGGCGGCGGAACGAACUGCUGGCGCUCAUCAGGAACUUCCUGGAUGUGGGCCACGAGGGAGAACUGACGGGGGAGGAGCUUCGGCAGGCCGCCGCCUUGGAGACCCGGAUUUCAAACGAGGCGUACGUGCCUCAUGGCCUGAAGGUGGUGCGCGCCUACGCCGAGCGAGGCGCGCAGGGCCUGAUGGAACUGGAGCGGCGCUGGAGGGAGCACUUCCUGUCCUCCAUGCACCCCAAGCACCUUCCCCCGCUUUGGUGCGUACGGCACAACCACCUCAAGCUGCUACGCAAGUACGGAGACAACCUGCCCGUCAAAGUCGACUGAAUGGCAAUCGCCACAUCGUGGUAGGAGUUUGCUUUUUUUUUUAAAGAAAAAAAAUAGAAAAAAAGGAGAAAAAAAUGGGACACUAUGAAUUUGUGAAAUUUACAAAGAUUUUUUUUGUAUUAAUACACAAGCAGCAGCCUGCUCUUAAUCUUGACACGUUGCAGGUUAGCGGCUAAUGCUAACGAGGGUCAUCCUUAAUGUUUCUUGUCGCUCUCGUCCACUUUUCCACGUCUUGCUCAAUAGAUCAAGGUGUUUUUAAAACAUGUCAUCUUUUUGAAUCCUCUUAUUUAUUUGAAGAUGAGGUUUCACAGUGACACGGGGAGCAAGACUUUUUUUUAGCGCUAAAGUUUCUUGUUGCUCGAUGCCCCGCUUCAUUUUCUGCUAGUCAACGUUUCAUCUUUUUGGAUCCCCUUACAGUUAUUUGGAGAUGAAAUUUUGACCAGCCCUCGCGGUGGAUUUGGGGCUUUUAUUUUGUGCUUCCUGUCCACUUCCCUCGACUAAUGUCCUUUCAGUCAAUAGGUCAUUGACAAUAAAGUUGUGUUCAAUUCAAUGUAGCGCUAUUUAAAAAUGUAAAAAAAAAAAAAAACAUUUUUGCCCUCUUUCAACUUUUUCCAAGAUGAAAUUUUGACCCGCGUGUCCAAGUCCGGUGGCGGUGUGGUGACACUGUUCCACUCUUGAAAAUGUCAACUUUUUGGAUCCCCUUUAAUUUAUUUACUGGCGAGUUUUUGGGGCAAGCGCUCAUAUUAGGGGCGUAGCAACAGGACUGCUAAAUCCUUAAUCCCCUCUAUUGUCCAUUUCAGUCAAUAGGUGGCGUUGCGCUCUUGGAAAAACUUUUUCUUGGGUUCCCCUGUUUAUUUCCAGAUGAGAUUUUGAGCAAGCUAACACAGACGGCGGGGGAGCGACGCUAACGGCUAGCUCGUGCGUAAAAAAAACCGCUUCCCUUCACAGGUGCGGGACGCCUUCCGGGGUCCAUGUUUUAGUGGGCUUCCGAGUCCCGUUAUGCACCCCCCCCACACACCCCCUUUAACGCCCGACUAGCUCGUUUAGCAUGACAGUGACGACCCUCGAAGGUGUACAGAAAUUGGGAUCUUUGUAAAUGUGAACGAAACACUGCUAAUAAAGUUUGUAAUGAAAUUGAAAGACGAGAUUCCACAUUCACUUUGUUUUUAUUUCUUUUGUACAAAAUCACAGUUUUCAUAAAUAGUCUGUAAAAGCAGUAAAAAAAAAAAAGGUAUCAAUCGCUUGAGACGAUCGUAUUUAUCGUUGUUUACAAUUCAAGCUAUACUGGGUUAAGGCCUCGAGAUUUUGGCAUGAGAAUGAUCCGUCCCGGGAACUAUUUUCCCAAAAGAGGACCGGACAGAUCGUUUCUAUAAAUGAUCAGUGUCGGAAAUUACGGACAACUGCAACAUUGGCACGCGAGGGCGGCUGGUUCCAAAAGGGGCAUCCGUUCAACUGCCGCCAUUUUGCUUUUGACAAAAGUGGCGGUGGCAAGGAGUGAAAAUUCACUCUGACAUCUUUUUUUUUUAAACUGCAUUCUCAUGAAAAACCUUCGCUAGAAACCUUGGAUGACAUCUCCGCAAAGUUUUUUUUUUUACCUGCUGAAGUACUGCAUAUUCUUACAGCCACCAUUCAAAAAGUGAACAUAAGGAUUCCGUAAGGGUUUUAGUCCAAGUCUCACAGUCUGAGUCUUAUGUGGUAUUGGAAAAACUUGUUCAGUCACACACCCCCCCCGCCCGUCAUACUUUUUAAAGUUUCACCAUCAAAACACCAAUUUGGGGGAAGUUUUAGGGAUUAAAAGAUUGGCGAGAAGUACGGAGUGAUGCGUUUCCUGAUCUUCGAGUUGUUCAUGAUUUCGUUGCACAAGGCUUGGGGAAAACUCCAGACUCAAAUUUCAAGUGGCUAACCCUACAUAAAGCCCGCUUGAAACCUGGUGCAGAUCUCAAAGCAAAAAUCUUGGUCUUGUGCCAGAGUCUUAACACAAGUCCCCCCAAAAAAAGUCUUUCUCAAAUGUCCCCCUCUAAUUUUCUGAUUUCAACUCUAGUUCCCAAAUGAGUUGCGCGUUUGAUGAAACCAAGUCUAAAAAUAAGCAGUCUUUAGUGAUUUGAUCCCGCCAUUAAGCAAAGUUUCCGUACAGUCGCUUCAUUUGUAGGUUUCGUCAGAGUCCAGCACAGAACACACAUUCAUUUGAUCUCAAGGAAGUUCGACGCGAGUCCCAAAUCUCGAGUCUCGAGUCACUUGGUACGUACUUGGAGUACCCCGCCAUCAUGGCCAAAAUCCCACAGUUGCUCACAAGUCCAAAGUUGUUUGGAGAACUUCCAAAAAUAAUAAUUAAAAAAUUGUCAAAGUACCACAGAGCCUACGUUAUUUGAUUAGAAUGCCGUAUCAAGAAGUGCCUCGUGGUUCGGUUGUGGUCUUAAACAAGUCUGAAAUACUUGAGUCCACAUUGGGUCUCAUGCAAGUUCUACACAAGUCUCAAAUAUUUUGUUAAGAGUUUAAGUCCUGUGUCUCGAGUCUCUUGGACCACACAACCAAACCAAAGUACAGAUCGAUUCACAAAGUUGCUAGUAAGUCCGAAGCCUUUCGGAUCAAGUCUCAAGGGAGUCCCGAUGGUAAUUUUUACCUCGGAGAUCUCGCAUCAUUUGGAUCGGACUCUCAUGCAAGUGGGAAAGUCCUUUUGGUCCAAGUCUAUCGUGAGUCUCAAUUUACUUGUUACACGCAGGUCCAUUUGUCCACGCCGACAUCUCUGCAGAACAACAAAACUGAAGCGACAUCAUCCGAUAACAAGCGAAAAAAAAAUCCUCCCGGUCCUCUGCCUUCCUUUAGAAGACAUUAUUGCUUUAU
Messenger RNA from Hippocampus zosterae (dwarf seahorse), 5025 nucleotides. It is a transcript of the gene exd2, whose product is annotated as exonuclease 3'-5' domain containing 2. Bases 286 to 2184 code for a protein of 632 amino acids. The transcript has 11 exons. The record is from RefSeq and is a predicted model, not a curated record. Lineage: Eukaryota; Metazoa; Chordata; Actinopteri; Syngnathiformes; Syngnathidae. Gene Ontology annotation, cellular component: cytoplasm; nucleus. Gene Ontology annotation, molecular function: 3'-5' exonuclease activity; nucleic acid binding. Gene Ontology annotation, biological process: nucleobase-containing compound metabolic process.